Molecule: messenger RNA, 5829 nt
Organism: Ailuropoda melanoleuca (giant panda)
Lineage: Eukaryota; Metazoa; Chordata; Mammalia; Carnivora; Ursidae
Product: nuclear receptor coactivator 5-like
Exons: 10
Coding region: 71-1555 (494 amino acids)
Source: RefSeq, a predicted model, not a curated record
UUUUUUUUUUUUGCAUACAUACUGUUUAAAUGUAAGAGUGAGUUAAAAGAACGAUGGUGUGAUUGAAAACAUGAAAGGCAAAAGAAAGGCGAGGGAGGGAAGGGCAAGGAGUGACGGGCAAGGAAGGGGAAGGGGAAAAGGAACGAAAAAGAAAGCAACAGUCAAGAAGACAAGGUGUGCGCCUGCGCCUCCCAGCCCGCAGGGGCGCGGUGGGCGGCCCGCGGGGUGUGGUGGGCGGGACCUGCUGGGGGCGGGGCUGCAGGCGCGCGGGGCUACGUGGGAGUGGAGAGGCUUGAGGAAAGGCCCGGGACGACGCUGCCUCAGAGAACCCUGGAAGAACGCCUUGGUCAGGCCCGGACUUAAGAUGUCUUCAACGGCUAGGCUUCGCAGAAGACAAUAUGGAAGAUCUUCAGUAGCUAAAAGCAGCAAGCCAUAUAAACCUUUUCUGCCGACUUCUUAUUCUCCCCAAGAGGGCUACUUAAAGGAGGGUGAAGACAUGCUAAGCAUUAAAGAAUUACGGCGGAAUGUGGCUGAUAAUUCAGAAAGGCACGAAGAGAACCACAAGCGACCCCAGUCCACUCAGUUAGGUGAUGCCAGUGGCAGGGACACUCGGAAAGAAGGGCUUUUCCAGCACUUUUAUCAAGUGGUUCAGAAAGAACGUGAUCGAGAGAGGCCUUCAGAUUGCGUUAUUGUUUGUAUCAACAACGAACAGAGGGACUAUGCAACAGGCAUAGGUCAUCGGUUGCAGGAUCAUGGCCUUGUGGUGGAAAUGAUUCACCUCUCCUCCACGUCGAGUCUUACGCGAGCACUCCAGGAAGUAAAGGACGAUGGGUCCCCAUUUUGCAUUCUUGUUGAACAGUCUAAUGUAAAACUUUCCUCUUGCACCGUAAUUAUGCUUCAUGAGUCUAUCAAAAUACAUCGGCAUAUGCCCCUGGAAGACGCCCUGGAGCUGGUGGCUAAAGAAUACAGGAGAUUUUUCUCCAAACGGGAGCAGCAGGAAUGUGCUGGAAUUGCUCUGCAGGCUGGAGAUCUGGUGGAUGACUUCUUGGCUCGGGAGCGCCUGACCAGCUACUCUGUCCCUUCCGGCAUUCAGCGCCUUCUCUUUCUGUUGAGUGAGGGAAUGUAUUUGUAUGGGAAUGAGUUGAAUCUGCUCAUUGACUACCUGAAGACCAGAAAAGGGCAACUGGAAGGCUUUGAGGCGCUCGAGUCUUUGGCUAGCAGUGAUCAUCCCUCAUUUCAAGUCAGGAAUACUCCUGUCGUGGGCAAGCCGCCUCCACUUCUUCCAACCCCUGGAAAGCCGUCCUUCUCUGGCCUGCAUCCCCCCCUUCCUGCCAAGUCCCCCUUGUUAGGGGACAGACCAGGAGUGGCUCUCCUUCCACCACCAGGAUCGGGCAACCCCAAAGGUCUGUUUGCCCCUCCCCUGCUUCCGGCAGCCCCCUCCAAGAGACCUCCUUUGGGAUGGCCCCAGCCCAGGCAUGCCAAGCGUCCACUGCUUGGGGAGAAACAAGGCCUUCUAGCACCACCUCCAGGAGAAUGGGGUCCGGGGAGAGCUUAGAGGCCAGUCGCCCGCCCCCACAGGCUCUGGUACCCUGCCUGCUACCUGCCAGCUGCUCGGUGAGCUGAAUGGAAAAAGGAAAGCAGCCCAGCAGGAGACAGGAUCACCUGGAAAUCUGGACAUGGGAAGAGCACUGCACUUGGAGUCCAGAAAUAAAGGAAGGCACUGUGGCCCCGCAACAAUCCAUUGAUCUGCUUGGGCCUCUUUGAGCUCCAGCGGCCUCACCCACGGCAAGAAGAUCACAAGCCUGGCCCUCGGUGUGCCAGGGAAAGCACUGGUGGGUUAGCAUGUGGAGCUAACGCAGGCCCUGCUCACUGGACAAUCGCCUUGGGCUACACACUUUAUGUGUGCGGUUUCAUCUAAUCUGCUCUGCUACUGGAUCAACACGGCUGCUUUAUUAGCCCCAUUUACAGAUGAAGAAACUGAGGCACAGUUCGGUUAAGUCACUUGCCGAAUGCUACACGGCAAGAAGAUUGCUCUUGAGCCCAGAUGUGCUGACCCCAGAGCUCUGGUCCCUCUGAGGGUGCAGAGGCAAAGCGGAUCCUGCCCCAGGCUCCAGACCUCACUGAGACACAAGCCUUCCAGUUGGUAUUUGGUCCCGCACAGUGUGCAACCAUAUGUUUUGUGGCUUCCAUAUGUUACAGAGUGAGAAAGCAUUGAAACAAAUCUCUACCAUUGUAGUCUGCUUAAUAGGAACAGAUUUAACCAACGAAUGCUCCUCACACACACGAUUGUGAAACUGAACUGUGCCAGGGUAAUUAGCAUUUUUCUUCUUAAAAAUUAAUUUAUAGGUCACUGAAGGCAGCCUGGCCUUGUAAUGGGACACAAGUUUCAAGAUGGAGAAUAUCGCUCCUUUCCAUGCCGUUCCUAUGGCCCAUGCAUAACAGCAUCUGGAGGGAAGGUCAAAGGCUUACAUUUGAGGCCUUUGUCAUGGGCUCCAGCCCCUGCCCCCUCAGUCAGACCUUGGGAGGGGCACCCAGGAGGCAAUGCCAAGGCGGUUCAGCCCAGCACCUUCACCCCAUCAUCUGUGAUGGAUGGAGUUCCUGCCAGCCAGCGGCUUGCUGAGAAUUCCCAGCCACCAGAAGGGGGCAGACUGUGACUUCUGAAGCCUGGGACACAAUGGGUGUAUGAGGAUGCUGGUGGGAGGGGCCGGAGGUGCCAGGCUGCCUCCAAGACCAUGACCACCUCAGCACAAGCUGGAAACCCGUGGGCUGGGCCUGACUUCUCCAGAACUUCACCUGUGGUCUGGUUCAGAGGAGCCCAGCCAACCCCAUGUUUGUGUCAGGUCAUCCAGCAGGGGCAGGCUUGGAGGUUGGCAGUCUGGCUAUGAGUGGGGCCUGGGGGCUGGUCCCGAAGCUGAAGAACAGGGACACUAUCUGGGUUAUGUAUUUACUUGAGGUGGCUAGAGGAGCUGUUGAUUUGGGAUAGGUUUAAGUUGCCCCAAGCCACCCCUAAGCCUAGCCACUGUCCAGGGAAACCCUUCAGACCUGAGAAACCUCCAGAGCCACCACGUGGCUCUGUGUGGAAGGCACGGAGGCAAAUCUCUGAGAUGUUCCAGCAGGCAGUGCUGAGAGACUCAGUGCCUCCCACCCGCCCCCUAACAGCCGGCUCCCUGCUCCACAGCCGCCACCACCAGUGCUGGUGGGCAGCAGGAUGCCGAGGGCCGGGGGGAUGCUGGGUGUUCCUUGUGGACUGGCCUUUCAGCAGUAGGUUCUCCUUGGGCCCAGCAGCCAGCUUCCCAGACCCCAGUCCCUGCCUACAUGGAGUCUUUUGUGGAUUCCCUGACCCCAGCAGCCCAGGCUCUCAGAUGGCUGAAACAAAGAGAAUUUUAAAGUGACACAAGCUGGACAUGCAGCCGCGAGAGGGUGUCUGCCCAGAUUAACAUGAGCUCCAGCUUGGGCCUUUGAAGGGCCCUUGAUUUCCCACGGUGAUGAUGGAUUUUCACAACAGAAUUAGGAAAAGCCUCACCAACCCAGACUCAUCUGCUGGGACAGGCCUCAUGGUGUCACCUGGGGCUCCAGGGGACCCCUGAUAUUUCUUACAUUCCCCCCUGCACCCACUGCCCCAGGUCGUGGCACACAUGUUGGAGUCCCUGCAUGCGGGCUCCUGACACCCUGCUGGUCCCCUCCAGCCUGUCCUCCACCUGCAGUGCCAGGGCCUCUCCCCAGUCCCCAGGCCGUCCCCCAGCUGGAAAGCUUUCCAUGACUCCCACCGUCUCAGGACGGAGUCCAGGCCUUUACCUGCCUCUGUGAGGCCCUGCCCACCUUCUUCACAUGUGGUCACCUGCUUCCCCCUCUUCCCUCCCCUUCACUUCCAGCCCCCUGGACUGCCUCCGGGUCUCCCGAACCCUUGCCUUGCCUUUGGACCGUCAUGCUCUGCCUCUGCCUGACCCUCCUCUACUCCAUGCAGCCAACGCCUCUUCAUCCUUUGUGUCAGCUUCAGUGUGACUUCUGUGAGGCCUUCCCUGACCACCAGGACCCUCAGUCCUGUUUCCCAGCUCUGUUCUGUUCUAAAUCUCAUGGCUGUUGCUGUCGCCAGUGGUCAUGGGCAACUCUGAGUCCUGCAGCUCAGGUCAGUGCCAACUGCAUAGUAGGCGCUCAACAAAUGUUCCCUGAAGGCAGGCAGGAAGGAACGGGGGGCACAGAGGAGCCCUCAAGCGUCUGUCUGCUCCCUCAAGGAGAGGCUUGCUGAGUGGAGAGCUUGGUUCUAAACGCAAGGGUCCACAGGCAGGCAUCUGAGCCGUACCUGAGGCCACAGCUGUGGCUCGCUCCUCCCUUCCUCUGGAAAUUCACCUUGCUCCUUUACCACAGAUCUAUGGCCUCCUGCAGGAACCAAGCUGAUCUGGCUGCCUGUGAAUUCCCAGGCAGAGAGCCCCCAUGGACAUUGUCUGGAGCCGGUCUGAAGACUGAAGCCAUCCCACCUUCCUCAACCCCUGCCCCAAGCCCACCUGCCUGGGAAAGUAGAGGCCCCAGCCCCACUGUUCCCCUGAACUCCACCUCGAGCCCUUUGCUGGAGGGAAAGGUGUUCGUUCUGGGUCCCUCGGUGAGGUCUCUGGACUUGCAUGCAGCAGUGGCCCAUUCCUCAGUCACCGUUCAGGCUGGGCCUUUGAGCCGGGCACAGUGCUCAGACUUGGGGGACACCAAGAGGAGAGAGAAUCAUAGCCCUGCUCCCCAGAUCCCAAGCUUAUCCCAAGGGUUCUUAGGCUUUCUGCUCAGAAAGACUUCUGAAGAAAUGUUUUAGUAGCUCAGGGGGAAGGGAUUAGAGGACUCAAAACAGCUCUAAGCCAGCAAGAAUGACAUGUCACCAGCAGAAGUAGGGGGGAGCCCACUGGGAGCCUGCCCUUUUGCUGUCAGUUCAGGGCAUCCUUUGGUGGCAGGAUGGAGUCAGGGCACUGUGGAACGACUGCCAGGGCUGAUGGGGGACAGUGGCAGGACGCACAGCCAAACAGCAUCCCGGGAGAUCGGAGGCCCUGUCCUGGCUCCCAGCAGCUCCUCUAUGAUCCUGGACAAACCAUUGGAUCAACUUUGCCCAUCAUAGGGUCACAGGGUUUAGGCGGCAGCAGAAGAGUCCCUUGGGUAGCACAGACAGAGCCCCAGCUGAACCCGACCGGAAGGUUACGUGACUUUAGCCUCCUGGUACCUGGCAGAAAAAAUGAGUGGCCAGAGUUGUCAGAUCUGAUGAUUAUUUUCAGGAGAAUUUUUAAAAACCUGAGUUGUUGUAGGAGAUUUCCCAUGUUAAGUGUUGGCUCAAUUAAAACAACACACCGGCAAGGCAAAGAAAAUGUUUCCGUGGGCCAUAUUUGACGGCGCAGCCUCUGAUGUAAGCCCUCCGAGGGUCCGUUUGUAGAAGGAAAUGCUCUUUCCUGGUGGCGGGAUACGCACAGCCCCCCCCCCCCAGUGAAUCAGCUCUGCCCCUGGGGAACAUGCCCCUGGCCACUGCUGAUUGGACCACGGGCAGGCUCCUGACGCAGGGCAGCCAGUCACAGGCUGGUCACCGUUGAUGCUGUGGCUUGGGACCAAUACUGCCUUGGCCAGGCUGUCUCCACUCUUCAUACUCCAGUUCCUCCUCUGCCUGGCCCCUGCUGUCCUUCAGAUCUGAUGGUGCCUCCUUGCUGGAGCCUUCUGUGAUCAACCUGCUGAAACUGCCCACCGCUCGAAAUGCAAAGGAAAACCACAGAAAGAUAUCAGAAUGGCUAAGAUCAAAACCACAAGCAGUAACAAGUGUUGGUGAGGAGGUGGAGAAAGGGGAACCCUCCUGCACUGUUGGUGGGAAUG